Parastagonospora nodorum SN15 is the source of this 279-nucleotide messenger RNA. RefSeq lists its product as hypothetical. NCBI's taxonomy places the organism in Eukaryota, Fungi, Ascomycota, Dothideomycetes, Pleosporales, Phaeosphaeriaceae. The transcript has a single exon. Bases 1 to 279 code for a protein of 92 amino acids. The record is from RefSeq and is a predicted model, not a curated record.
AUGGCGGGGACUGAGCCCAUUAUCACACAGGGCAUUGAGCCAUCGUCGGGCGAAUCGCAUUCGCCGCCUGGCGAACGCCAUGUCUCAGCAACAUGGGGAUCAAAAGACGGCAAUAUUUCCAACGCGGAGUGGAAUGACCCAGAGGCGAAUAAACUGCCUGAAAAAGUAGCGGAGUUGGAGAAGAAGGGCGAGAUCAACCAGGAUGGCCAACGGAAAAAGAUUGUUGUUGUUGGGCUGGGAAUGGUUGGUAUUGCGUUCAUGUGCGUCCUCAGAUGUUGA